UGCCAAAGACAGUGCUGGUGGGUCUAAUAAUCGAAUAAUUAUAAAUAUAAUUGCUGUGGUUUGUCAGCGGCACGGUCGCGGUCUGUGAGCAAUCCUUGCGACGCUGGAAGUGUCGGGUGCCGGAGGUUACAAUCCACUUUUUUUUGACACAUUCUGACACAAUCUCGCUUCAAGUGAUCAAUCGCUCCAAACUUUUUGGCAACGCGGCAGCAAGGCAGUGCGCAUGUGCGAAGGUGUCUAAACUGACAAUGCGGGAGAGAUAGCGAGUCCGGAUUGAGAAAGGGAGAGAGAGAGUGAAAGACAGAGUGAGGGAGUGUGAGAGAGAGGGAGUGAAAGAGACAGAAAGACAUCCGAGAAUCUUGAGAAUCCCAUCAGCAUCGGACACAGCCACCAUGAGAUCCAAAGGGAGGGCUCGCAAACUGGCCACAAGUGAUGACAGCCUGUAUGAUGAGUACUCAGCUACAGCAGCAGAAGAGGAACCGAAUGCUGAUGAAGAGACGGGACAUCUGUCCCUCAGUGCCCACGAUCUGUCCUCACCUGCCACAUCCAAUGAAGACUUUACACCAAAGGAUGGAUCUCCUUAUAAAGCUCCCAUCUACAUUCCUGAUGACAUACCCAUUCCACUAGAAUUUGAACUGCGCGAGUCAAGCAUUCCAGGCGCCGGAUUAGGAAUAUGGACUAAGAGAAAGAUGGAAGUGGGUGAGAAGCUUGGUCCUUAUGUUGGAGAAGAGCUGUCAAGCUUGAAGGACCCCUUUCAAGGCUGGGAAGUUUUGGAUGAGUUAGGCAAUGUGAAGUUCUGCAUCGAUGCCAGUCAGCCUGAUAUAGGGAGCUGGCUCAAAUACAUCAGGUUUGGACGAAGCUAUGAUCACAACCUAGUCGCAUGCCAGAUAAAUGAUCAGAUUUUUUACAGAAUUAUACGAGACAUUAGCCCAGGAGAGGAGCUCUUGGUGUUGAUGAAGAGUGGAGGCUACCCUCAAGAAACAAUGGCUCCAGAGAUACUUGAGGAGCGUGAGUAUCGUUGCGAUGAGUGCAAUAAGCUCUUUGAGUGCAAAGCAGAGCUGCUGGACCACCAGAAGUUCACUUGCAGCAGUUCUCCCACUGCAUUCUCUAUGGUAGAUGAAGACUUCAAACCGAAGCUGAAUGGUGAAGAUGAACUUCACGAGUGUAAGGAGUGUGACGGAGUCUACCCAGACGCUCAAAGCCUGGACAGACAUCUGAUGACACAUACGGAGGAGAGAGAAUAUAAGUGCGACCAGUGCCCUAAAGCCUUCAACUGGAAGUCGAAUCUCAUUCGUCACCAGAUGUCACAUGACAGUGGCAAGCACUAUGAAUGUGAAAACUGCGCCAAGCAGGUUUUUACAGACCCCAGCAAUCUGCAGAGACACAUUCGCUCACAGCAUGUCGGUGCUCGAGCGCAUGCCUGUCCGGAAUGUGGAAAGACAUUCGCCACUUCCUCAGGUCUCAAGCAACACAAGCACAUCCACAGCAGUGUCAAGCCAUUCAUCUGUGAAGUUUGUCACAAAUCAUACACACAGUUUUCUAACUUGUGCCGCCAUAAAAGAAUGCACGCAGAUUGCAGAACACAGAUCAAGUGCAAGGACUGCGGUCAAAUGUUCAGCACGACCUCAUCAUUAAACAAGCAUCGACGAUUUUGUGAAGGGAAGAACCAUUUCACCACAGGGGGCUUAUUCGGUCAAGGCAUUACCCUUGCAAAUGCUCCAACUUUGGAGAAGUCCAGCUUGGUGAACUUGAAUCAUAGCAAUCCUGGCCUUGCUGACUAUUUUGGUGCAAAUAGGCACGCGGCUGGACUAACUUUCCCAGCAGCCCCUGGCUUUCCAUUUAGCUUUCCUGGUCUGUUUCCCUCAGGGCUUUAUCACAGGCCUCAAUUGAUACCUGCUAGCUCACCAGUAAAAGGGCUGUCAAGCAACGAGCAGAACACCAAACAUCAAAGCCAGUUGUUGCCAUCAUCCCAAAUGCUGCCUAACACACCGGACGCUUUGAAGGCAGCAAAUCGGCAGUCUCCUUCAGAUGAAGUUCGACCCCUGGGGGUCCCAUCUGAGAAGACUUCUCAGGAGAAGCCACGGGGCAAAACCAGUGACCAAUCAGAAAGCAGUGACCUCGAUGAUGUCAGUACACCCAGUGGCAGUGACUUAGAGACGACCUCUGGAUCUGAUCUGGAAAGCGACAUUGAAAGUGACAAAGAGAAAAACAAAGAAAAUGGCAAAACUACAGCAGAGAGUGCAAAUAGCCCUCAGAAAGCAGUCCCUACAAACACCAAUAAGAGAGAAUUUUCCAAUCACUCACUUUUAUCCCCUCCACUGGAUGAACAGAUUGCAGUGACAGGAGCUGUUAAUGACUCUAUUAAGGCUAUUGCUUCUAUCGCUGAGAAGUACUUUGGUUCUACUGGACUUGUAGGCAUGCAAGACAAAAAAGUAGGACCCUUGCCAUACCCUUCCAUGUUCCCUUUUCAAUUUUUCCCUGCCUUUUCUCAAUCAAUGUACCCAUUCCCAGAUAGAGACUUAAGCGGUGUACCCUUAAAAAUAGAACCCCAGUCACCCAGCGAGCUGAAGAAGCUGAGGAAUGCAAGUUCCGAAUCACCCUUUGAUCUCACCACCAAACGUAAGGAGGAGAAGCCAAUUCCACCCGUGACCUUAAAGCCACUGAGUUCUCAUUAUGCAAGUGAAGAGCAGCCUCUGGAUCUGAGCAUGAGCAGCAGGAGUCGGGCCAACGCAGGCACCGUGUUAGAACCCCGGAAGAAUCACGUGUUUGGGGAGCGGAGGAUCUCCAGUGUUGAGCAAGCCAAGAGCUCAGAUCAUUCUCUGCAGCAUGCCAAACCAACACCUUUCUUCAUGGAUCCAAUAUACAGUAGAGUGGAAAAAAGGAAACUUUCUGACCCAGUAGAAGGACUGAAGGAGAAGUACAUGAAGCCUACUCCAAAUUUCUUAUUCCAUCCACAGUUCCGCUUGCCAGAUCAAAGAAUUUGGAUGUCAGCAAUUGAGAACAUGGCAGAGAAGCUGGAAGGUUUCAGUUCAUUGAAGCCAGAAGCCAAUGACCUCCUCCGGUCUGUCCCCUCAAUGUUUGAUUUUAGGGCACCCCCGUCCGUCAUUCCAGAAAGCCUGCUGCGAAAGGGCAAGGAACGGUACACCUGCAGAUACUGCGGCAAGAUUUUUCCAAGAUCUGCAAACCUGACCCGGCACCUUCGGACACACACUGGAGAGCAACCUUACAGGUGUAAAUACUGUGACCGCUCAUUCAGUAUCUCCUCCAAUUUGCAACGGCAUGUACGCAACAUUCACAACAAGGAAAAACCAUUCAAGUGCCACCUCUGUGACAGGUGCUUUGGUCAGCAAACGAAUCUGGACAGACAUCUGAAGAAGCAUGAGAAUGGAAACAUGUCAGGAACUGCAACAUCUUCACCUCAUUCAGAAAUAGACAGUAGCAGUGCCAUUCUGGAUGAUAAGGAAGAUGCCUACUUUACUGAAAUUCGGAAUUUCAUUGGAAAUAGUAACCACACUGAAUGUUCACCAGGGCACAUAGAGGAGAGAAUCAAUGGGAGUCAUUAUGAGGAGAAAAGUCUCGUGACCAGUCAGAAAAUUCGUGAACUGGACGAUGAUGAUGAUGAUGGAGAAGAUGAUGUGGAGCUGGAGGAAGACGAAGGAGUCUGUAACCCAAUAAGAAAACUAACCAAUGAUCCAGUUGUUUGUAAGAUGGAUGGAGGAAAUCAAGAACAUUCUGAAUUUGAGGCGAGGGAGACAGAGCAAGACAGCAAGGAAUCUCCUAGCAGUUAUAAAGCAGAUGAUGUGAGACUUGAAAACAAGAGCAGUCUUUCCGCCCUAGAACAUAUCCGGCACUUCACAGACAGCCUCAACGCAAGGAAAGCUGAGAACAGUCAAUUCGUUGAGGCCGAUCUGAACACAUACAGCACUACCCAUCUGUCAGAGGAUCUGAAGCAGCCCUUAUACAGGAAAUCAAAGUCACAGGCCUAUGCCAUGAUGCUCUCUCUGUCCGACAAGGAACCCAUUCACUCCGCAUCGCACAGUGGCCCCAACAUGUGGCACAGUCUGCCAAGAGCUGCAACAGAGCCCAGCACCCUGCAAUCUGUUAGCCAUGUAUGACACUUCGCAAUAACCAGAUGGGACCAAGUCCAGCGUCGUACAUAGCAUGACCUUUGGAAUUUUUGAUUCUUUUAUUUUUACCCUUUCCUUUCGUGUCUAUUUAUAGAGAGAGACUCCUGAGCAGAAAGCCUUAGAAAUCUGCUGGGUCACCCCAAUCGGAAUUUUGUGACCUUAAACUGACAGUUUAAAAAAAAAAGAAUUGUAUUUAUUCUCCUAGUAUUUUGUUUUGCACAGCGAAGGCAGCUGCGUUGUGAGGAUCAAUGCAACUCAAAGUAGUUCAACUAGGAACUGGGUGCUCACGUCUCCGUGGCCCAGGAGAGCGUCUUCCAUUGUACUCACUGGGAGAGGGUUAGACCAUUUUCAAUGUAUCUGAGAAUUCGAUUUGUUGAAAACUAAAUCAUUUGUAUAAAAUUCAUUUUAAUGGGGAGUUUGGGCAACAUUGUCUCUUCCUGUACAAACCUAUUAUUUGCAUUAUUUUUCAGUUCUUUUAAGCACAAAUCAAGAUGACUUUUAUUAUUGUGUAAUCAAACUCUGUUUCAUAAAACAAAGACAACACUGAAGAUCUCCAAUCUGCAUUCAGAAAUAAAUGUUUCUUCCCCCACCCCCCGGAAAACUUCCAAAUUAACUUUAAUUUUAGACAAUCAUUUGUGUAAUUUUUGUUAACGAUGUGUGUGCGGCACUGUGCUAUUUAUUUGGUUACUUAGCAAUAUCACACUGUUCAGUUCACACACAAGCAUACACACAUACUGACAGGUGCUUCAUAUCACAGGUUGAGAUCUUUGAUCCCAAGUCUGGGGCAGGGAGGGUGAGGGUGGGGAUAGGGAGGGGAGGGGUAAGGCAGCGGAUAUACAUGAGUGCCAAAUAGUGUUGGGGGAAAAAAACACAAAAAAAUCAAUCUUAUGCGUUUUAAUGAAUCUGCCUAAUGAAUAGACUUUACUUAGUUUGUUUUGUUUAAUACAAUGAGCUGAUUCGAUUGUAUGAACAGUUAUGACUCCUUCAUUACAGCAUGAUUCUCCUAAUUAGACCUGUACCUGAUAUUUUAAGCUAUUUGUCUGCUUGUGUGGUGUUUUGUUCCAGUAACCCUAUUCAGUGGCAGCAGUUAAGGUAUAAAUGUGCCAAACUUAUGUUUGAAAAAAACAAAAAAACAGAUUGUAUUUCUUAUAUUUCGCCGUUCAUGGCGAGCAGAUUCGUCUUUUUUUUGUUUAUAUCUGAUUUUGAAUAGCCAGCAAACUGAGGUACUUUCUCUAAAUGCUUUGUACAAUGUAUCUGUUAUGCAUUUAAAUAAAAAUAUAAUGAGAGGAACAGCUAAUAAAAAUAAAAGCAAACCCAA
Molecule: messenger RNA, 5445 nt
Organism: Hypanus sabinus (Atlantic stingray)
Lineage: Eukaryota; Metazoa; Chordata; Chondrichthyes; Myliobatiformes; Dasyatidae
Gene: mecom
Product: MDS1 and EVI1 complex locus
Exons: 17
Coding region: 393-4115 (1240 amino acids)
Biological process (GO): regulation of transcription by RNA polymerase II
Cellular component (GO): nucleus
Molecular function (GO): RNA polymerase II cis-regulatory region sequence-specific DNA binding; DNA-binding transcription activator activity, RNA polymerase II-specific; protein binding
Source: RefSeq, a predicted model, not a curated record